AUGGCCACGACGGCAGAAUGCAGCGGUAAGGACGCACCACGGAUACCGCGCGUGGAUGUCGUGUUUUUGGCCUACAACAGGGACGCACCCGGUAAGCAACCGACGGUGACGCUUGACAGCAUCUGUACGGUGAGCUUGUACAAGUUGCAGCGUCACCUGCAGCAGAAGCGCACCGAACGGCACAGUAUGGGUGUGGACGCGUACCAGCACUACAAAUGGUACAACGCCGCACUGGUGGCGGAAUUAAGGACCAAAGGGGGUUGUGAGCAAACGCGACCACUACUGCGAGCCUUCCACUGGUACAUCGAAACGUCGAACCGGGCAGCGUUUCAGGUCGAACAGCAGCUUUACGAUGCCGUGUCGUUGGUGGUAGCGGCAGAAGUUGAGCACUGGUACUGUGCGCGAGCAGGACAGCAUGCCAGUGGGAGCCGUGCACGGGUGUCCUUUGGUGGGCAGGAACACCCGAAGCUAGUGGCCGGAGGUGUUGGGCCGAUCGUGAAGGAUCUACGGCGCCGGCCGGUGGUGCUGCGAACACUCGAAAGGAUCGGAGAGGAAGUUUGA
This is a messenger RNA of Anopheles nili, 561 nucleotides long. RefSeq lists its product as uncharacterized. The coding region runs from base 1 to 561 and encodes 186 amino acids. The transcript has 2 exons. Lineage: Eukaryota; Metazoa; Arthropoda; Insecta; Diptera; Culicidae. The record is from RefSeq and is a predicted model, not a curated record.